AUGGGCGAGUGCCCCGUCCACGCCACUGACCGCAAGAAGGUGCCCGUCGCCGGAGGCGGCACCCGCAACACCGAUUGGUGGCCCAACGAGCUCAAGCUCAACAUCCUCCGCCAGCACAACCCCAACUCGGAUCCUCUCCAGCCCGACUUUGACUACGCCACGGCGUUCGAGUCGCUCGACUAUGCCGCUCUCAAGAAGGACCUCACCGCGCUCAUGACCGACUCGCAGGACUGGUGGCCCGCAGACUUUGGCCACUACGGAGGUCUCUUUGUCCGCAUGGCCUGGCACAGCGCCGGCACCUACCGUGUCUCGGACGGCCGCGGUGGCGGUGGACAGGGCCAGCAGCGCUUCGCCCCGCUCAACUCGUGGCCCGAUAACACUUCGCUCGACAAGGCGCGCCGCCUCCUGUGGCCCAUCAAGCAAAAGUACGGCAACAAGAUCUCUUGGGCCGACCUGUUCCUGCUGACGGGCAACGUGGCGCUCGAGAGCAUGGGCUUCCAGCCCUUCGGCUUCGCCGGCGGUCGCCCGGACACAUGGGAGGCAGACGACUCGACCUACUGGGGUGCCGAGACGACCUGGCUCGGCAACGAGGAGCGCUACUCGAAGGGCACGCCCGGCCGCGCCGACCACGGCGUCAUCGACUCGCAGCAGCACCGCGGCGACGACGCCGGCAGCAAGGACAUCCACACGCGCGACCUCGAGGGCACGCUGGCCGCAUCGCACAUGGGCCUCAUCUACGUCAACCCCGAGGGCCCCGACGGCAUCCCGGAUCCCAAGGCCGCCGCCCGCGACAUCCGCACCACCUUUGGACGCAUGGCCAUGAAUGACGAGGAGACGGUCGCUCUCAUCGCCGGCGGUCACACCUUCGGCAAGACCCACGGCGCCGCGCCGCCCGAGCCCCACGUCGGCAAGGAGCCCGCCGCCGCGCCCAUCGAGCAGCAGGGCCUCGGCUGGGAGAACACCCACGGCACCGGCAAGGGCCCCGACACGAUCACGUCUGGACUCGAGGUCAUCUGGACAAAGACGCCGACCAAGUGGUCGAACUUCUACCUCGAGUAUCUCUUCAAAUUCGAUUGGGAGCUCACCAAGAGCCCCGCAGGUGCCCAUCAGUGGGUGGCCAAGAACGCCGACGACAUCAUCCCCGACGCCUACGACCCCAACAAGAAGCACAAGCCUACGAUGCUCACCACCGACCUGUCGCUGCGCUACGAUCCCGAGUACGAAAAGAUCUCGCGCCGCUUCCUCGAGAACGAGGACCAGUUCAAGGACGCCUUUGCGCGCGCGUGGUUCAAGCUGCUCCACCGCGACAUGGGCCCCCGCUCGCGCUGGCUCGGGCCCGAGAUCCCGCGCGAGGAGCUCAUCUGGGAGGACCCCAUCCCCGCCGCGGACCACGCGCUCGUCGACGAGCGUGACGUGGCGCAGCUCAAGCAGGCCAUCCUGGCCGCGGGCAUCGAGCCCUCGAAGCUGAUCUCGACGGCGUGGGCCUCGGCCUCGACGUACCGCGGCAGCGACAAGCGCGGCGGUGCCAACGGCGCUCGCAUCCGCCUCGCCCCGCAGAAGGACUGGGAGGUCAACAACCCGACCCAGCUGGCGCAGGUGCUGCGCGCGCUCGAGGAGGUGCAGCAGAAGUUCAACUCGUCGGCCUCGGGCGGCAAGAAGGUGUCGAUGGCCGACCUGAUCGUGCUCGCCGGCUCUGCUGCGCUCGAGCAGGCGUCGGGCGUCUCGGUGCCCUUCCACCCGGGCCGCACCGACGCCACGCAGCAGCAGACCGACAUCCACUCGUUUGAGCACCUGCGCCCCGUCGCCGACGGCUUCCGCAACUACGGUCGGUCGACGGCGCGCGCGCGCACCGAGCAGCUGCUCGUGGACCGCGCCAGCCUGCUCAACCUGUCUGCGCCCGAGAUGACGGUGCUCGUCGGUGGUCUGCGCGUGCUGGGCGCCAACUACGACGGAUCGUCGCACGGCGUGUUUACGCAGCGCCCCGGCAAGCUGACCAACGACUUUUUCGUCAACCUGCUCGACAUGUCGACGCAGUGGAAGGCGGCCGAUGGCACUGGCAAGAGCGAGGUGUACGAGGGCGUGGACCGCAAGACGGGCCAGAAGCGUUGGACGGCGACGCGCGCCGACCUCGUGUUUGGCUCGCAGGCCGAGCUGCGCGCCAUUUCCGAGGUCUACGCCCAGUCGGACAGCGCGCAGAAGUUUGUCAACGACUUUGUGCGCGCCUGGGUCAAAGUCAUGGACGCCGACCGCUUUGACCUGCACCGCAGCCGCCACGACGCCACCGCCGCCAGCCGCACUCGCCUGUGA
This is a messenger RNA of Pseudozyma flocculosa PF-1, 2307 nucleotides long. RefSeq lists its product as uncharacterized. The coding region runs from base 1 to 2307 and encodes 768 amino acids. Gene Ontology annotation, biological process: cellular response to hydrogen peroxide; hydrogen peroxide catabolic process. Lineage: Eukaryota; Fungi; Basidiomycota; Ustilaginomycetes; Ustilaginales; Ustilaginaceae. Gene Ontology annotation, cellular component: cytosol. Gene Ontology annotation, molecular function: catalase activity; heme binding. The transcript has a single exon. The record is from RefSeq and is a predicted model, not a curated record.